Messenger RNA from Closterium sp. Naga37s-1, 567 nucleotides. NCBI's taxonomy places the organism in Eukaryota, Viridiplantae, Streptophyta, Zygnematophyceae, Desmidiales, Closteriaceae. The record is from the annotation of a GenBank genome assembly.
AUGCCACGUGUGACGAAGAAGACUGUCAAGCCGGUGAACAAGCCUGCGGGUACUGAAGUGAUGGAUCCGGCAGCUAAGGGGCACCAGUCAGAGCCGGCUACGCCGAAGCCGCAGUUGAAGGACGUGGAAGGCCCUUUUGACGGUGGUGUGCGCGCAUCGCUGGCGAAGAGGCUGUCUGCGCUUAAGUUUCCUUCGUCGGAUGCGCCUGUUGUGGAUGGGGACAACAAUACUAACGAAGGACAAGGCAAAGAGGAGGAGGUGAAAUCGCCGAUCGCUGCUCCCGAUGCACCUGAGGAGGGGAGUGAAGACGAGGAAGAAGAAGAUGAUGGGUAUCUUAUUGAUGACCCUGAGGAGCGUUUUGACCCGGUGAAAGCUGGAGAAAUUGCUGCGCGCGCGGGGUUCCGAUCAAGCACGAGGAGGAGGUCCCCCGCACUAUUGACACGGUCAAGGGACUCCUCGCGCUGUGGAGGAAGUUUAUACGGUGCUGGAGAAGCGGGGUCGGACGCCUUUCCUCAGUGGAGCUGCUUUCCACAGGGUGGUAGAUCCGGCUACCGGUGCAGACACUGA